Populus trichocarpa (black cottonwood) is the source of this 1053-nucleotide messenger RNA. RefSeq names its product non-specific lipid transfer protein GPI-anchored 2. The transcript is spliced from 3 exons. The record is from RefSeq and is a predicted model, not a curated record. Bases 288 to 944 code for a protein of 218 amino acids. Lineage: Eukaryota; Viridiplantae; Streptophyta; Magnoliopsida; Malpighiales; Salicaceae.
AUUCAAACCUCAGCUAUCAACCUCUGUUAAGCUCGUGUCUCCAUCUUUGAGGGCUUCCAGAAGUUUAAAAGCCUUAACUCUCACACCAUGGACGGUGAGAAAGUGGAAGGCAUCUGUAGACAAAACAAUUCUUAGAACUUUGGUGGUAGUUGUGUAUUUAUUGAUUUCGGCUGGCAAGUAGUGUUGCUAUCUGAUCUCCAUAUAUAACCUUCUAAACCUACUUUCCUUCACAGAAUUAACAGCAUAAUACUUGCUUGUGUCCACAUAAGAAAAGGGAAGGAAGAAAGAUGUCGAAACUAGGCAUCACCACCAUAAUUCUGACCCUAGCCCUCAUUUCAACAGUGCCAGCAAACACGGCAGCAGCCCCAGCCCCGGCCCCGGCGGAAGCACCUGCACCUGUUUCAGGUCUUGGUCCGGCCGCCCCGGCUCCCGUGGAAGCACCUGCACCCGUUUCAGAUUUUGGUCCGGCAGCUUAUGGACCAAUCCCUGGUAAUGAUUGUAUAACAGCAGUGGCGAAUGCGUCUGAUUGCUUGGACUAUGUAACAACAGGAAGUAACUUGACCGUUCCUGACAAGAAUUGCUGUCCUGAGAUUGCUGGGUUGAUAGAGACCAAUGUUAUAUGUUUGUGUCAGUUGCUUAGUGGUGAUGUUGCUAAGCAAUUUGGGCUCUCAAUUGAUUUCGGUAGAGCUGUUAACCUUCCUGCAGUUUGCAAGAUUGCUAAUGUUCCUUCAGCCUCCUUGUGCUCAGUUGCGGGAUUCCCAGUAGCUGCUCCUGCAAGCGGUCCAUCAACAGGCUUACCACCUCCAGUCCCAGCUGCUGAGUCCCCGGGAGGAUUAGCGGCAGGCCCAUCAGCUGGAGAAAAGGGCGCUGCUUCAAGCAUUGCAGGCUCAGCUUUUGCCGUCUUUGGUGGCUUAGCAAUUUCAAUUCUUUCAACAUUGUUCUGAGUGUGUUCCUCACUUGUAGCUGUUCAUUUAAGUCUCGCCAUUUUAUUAAAUACUGUAACCAUGAGAUCUUGUAUGUCUAGUAGCAAAAUAAAGUGUGGGAUUUAUUGAA